AUGUUGACUCGAAGCUUUGCCCGCGCGGCUGUCGCUGCACCACGCUCCCUACGAGCUUUCAGCGUCUCUGCUGCUCAGCAUAAGGUUCCUUCCAUGUCAGAUAUUACCCUCGACCAGGUCGAGUCGUUCAAUGCCAAGCAGAAGGUUUUCCGCGAGAAGCUGGUCAAGAUGGAGCAGGAAAAGGAAGAGAGUACGUUCAAUUUAUCUUCUGACUCAUCAUCAGCUCAAUAUGAGGGGGACGCUGAGCAAGGCGCCCUCCUUCAAACGUCUCAAGGUCUUGGCUCAUUAAGCAUUGCACCCACAGGACGUCAAGCCGAAGCCCGCGAGAAAGCCGCCCAGAAAGAACCCCAUCGACCCGAGGGCAUGCUCACAAACCUGAUCUACGGCACCAAGGAGGGUCGCGAGCUCGACGCCCAGCUCGAAGCUUCCUUCUCGGCUGUCCUUGCGAGAGGCAAAUAUGUCCACUCCAUCGUCUUUCACGAAGUCGAGCCCGACAAGGUGGAUGAGUAUGUCGAGCUCGUUGGGAAGUGGUACCCGCGCAUGGCAUCUAUCGAGGAGAAUAAGGUCCACCUCGUGGGCAGCUGGCGCACCGACGUUGGCGACUGCGAUACCUUUGUUCACAUUUGGGAGUACCAGCGAUACCAGGGCUACCACCAGUCCCUGCAUUCCAUCUCGAGACACCCCGACUUUCCCGAGUUUGACAGAAAGCUCAGGAAGUUGAUCAAGAGCAAGAAAACCUCCAUCAUGCAGGAAUUCAGCUUCUGGCCCACUACCUCGCCCCGCCAGCUUGGUGGCGUUUUUGAGCUCAGGUCGUACACUCUACACCCGGGUAACCUGCUGGACUGGGAGACGCACUGGCGCAAGGGCUUGAAGGCCCGUAGAGAAGUCAUGGAAGGUGUUGGAGCUUGGUUCGUACAGAUUGGCGAUCUCAACACUGUUCACCACCUGUGGCAAUUCGCCAACCUUGAGGAACGUAAGAGACGUCGCGAGCAGAGCUGGGGACAAGAGGGUUGGGCCGACACGGUCCACAAGACUGUGCCUCUUAUUCAGGGCAUGAAGUCGAGAAUCUUGACCCCCAUGCCAUGGUCUCCCGUGGCAUAA
Pestalotiopsis fici W106-1 is the source of this 1101-nucleotide messenger RNA. RefSeq lists its product as uncharacterized. NCBI's taxonomy places the organism in Eukaryota, Fungi, Ascomycota, Sordariomycetes, Amphisphaeriales, Sporocadaceae. The record is from RefSeq and is a predicted model, not a curated record. Bases 1 to 1101 code for a protein of 366 amino acids. Gene Ontology annotation, cellular component: mitochondrion. The transcript has a single exon.